Messenger RNA from Chara braunii, 2343 nucleotides. The record is from the annotation of a GenBank genome assembly. Lineage: Eukaryota; Viridiplantae; Streptophyta; Charophyceae; Charales; Characeae.
AGGAAAGUCUAUGGACCGACAGAGAUGGGGGUACCCCGACGGAUGUGGGAGAGGCUGCAGACCCUGGUGCCGGAAGUGGACAACAUUGCCGUAGCAGGAGACUUCAACUCUGUCGCUGACCCAAAGAUGGACUCUGCAAACAACAGGCAGGUGGAGGCGGACUUGCUGGCAUUGGUCAAUGGAAUGACCGUGCUCAGCUGCACAGCCUCGUAUAGGGUGUUAUACCCGCAAGAGAGGGUCUUUACCUUCCGGGGAAAUACAACCAGGAGCCGAAUCAACAUGAUCUGGGCAUCGGCAGACCUCAACGCAGCAGUCGAGCAGGUGCAGAUUAGUCCAAUGGCCACUUCAGACCAUGCAGCUGUGACAGCGACUUAUCCAGUAGGCAAGCUGGAGAUCGGCCAUCCUCCCAAGUCAGUCCCGGCGUGGGUGUUCAAGAGUGAGGAGUUUCGGCCGGUGGUGGCCAGUUUCUGGGAAGAAUGGGUGAAUGAAUGCGCACAGGAAAAUUUGCUGGAGCACGUGAUGACGGCGCUCCAAAGCUUGAGAGGGAUUCUAGCAAAACAUCUGCGCAGCAGCUACCUGGCGCAUCAGAGAACAGGGGAGUUCGCCCAUAGGCUAGGGGAGUUAAAUAGUGGCCCAGGAUGGGACCAGACAGAAGAGGAAUGGUGGGUGGAAAGGGUGGAGGCAUACCGAGCAAGGAGGGAAUGGCAGGGAGAGGAGGCAGGGGAGAGACAGCGCACCACAAGAGGAAUACUCAAGUGCAUCACGGACUUCUAUUGCCAACUGUUGACGGAGGAAUCAGCGGAUAUGGCCAAACAAGACGUAUGGAGACACAUGGAGAGGUGGCUUGAUCUCGAAAGCACGUGCAAACUGGAGGGGGAUAUCCGGCCAGAUGAGGUGGAACGAGCAAUGGCAGAGCUCCCUAGACUUAAGGUGCCCAGUUUGGAUGGCAUGCCAGUGAAGCUGUUUGAGGACUUUCGCAACUUCUUUGUGACCCUCCUGACGGCGGCCUACAACGAAGCGCUCAGAAAUGGCUCCUUCCCGCAUGGCUUUGCGGAUGCCUACGUGGUUUUGCUCUAUAAAAAGGGGGCGAAGAAGGAUGUGUGCAGCUGGCAGCCGAUCUCCAUCCGGAAUGCACUGCACAAGACCCUCCUGAAGGAGGUAAACAGGGUGAGAUCGGACAAAUCGCAAAUCACUCGUUCGGUUAGGCAAGGGUGCCCGCUCUCCCCAGCCCUCUAUGUUAUCUACAUCGAGCCUAUGCAUGAAAUCCUUAGGGCAGACGAGAGGCUGAUAAGCUUGAAGGCGGGACCAACAACGGAACUGCAGUCUACGGCCUUCGCAGAUGACGCGGGAGCAGUGAUACCUUCGACCACCCGUCAGCUAGGAAUUCUCAAGGAGGACCUGGCGACUUUCUGCAUAUAUUCUAGGGCAUGCGUCAAUUGGCAGAAGUCGAAGGCCAUUUUCCCGCUUGAGGUUGAACCUACAGAGGGGUGGGACAUUCUGAUUGUGACAGAAGGAGAAAGGAUGGCCUUCCUAGGAGCCAGCCUUACACCAAGCUAUGGCAGUGUGGAAGAGAUGGCGAUACGGCCCACAGCUGCGGUGACCCGAUUUAAAGCAUGGAGCGCAAGGGGCACCAUGGGAGUUUUUGGCAAGGCCCUAGUUAUCAAGAACUCGGUACUGGCCACAUUGUGGUUCACGGGCGCAGUGCACAUGCUGGGGAGGAGCAUGUUCCGAUACCUUAGGAAGGCAGUCCAUGCCCACCUGUGGCCGAAUAAUGCGGAGGCUGAUGACUUCAUUUGUAGAGUUGCCUGGAACAAACUGGUCCAGCCAAGGAGAGUUGGUGGCUUAGGAGUGUCCGACCCGCGUCUGCAGAUCAUCACAUUGCAACUACGGCAGAUAAGGUGCCGCUGGUGGCCACAGACGGACGAUUCGGCUAUCCUUCUGGGAGUGCUGAUGAAAGUUGAUAGGUCGGGGUUUGGGGACUUGAUGACUGGAGAGAUCAUAAGAGCCGCAGUGCUACGGCCCCUGUGGACAUUGAGGAACGAACGGUCUAGGCAAGGAGCGACCCCUCCACUGCAGGCAUAUCAGGAGCGAGCGCUGGAAAACAUCAGGAUAGCUUUGAUGGCGGAUUUCCAUCGACGCAGACGUAUGGGGGAACACAAGGAGAAAGGGUUCUGGGAGAGAUGGGGCCCUUAUCAGCAGCUGCUGACCCGAGACCCCUGCACAGACCAGAUGCGCUUCAGCCCCGUCCUACUGCGGCACCUGCCUGGGCUGCAAACUGAGGGGGACCAGGUCCCAAGAUCAGAGGCCGGUUUGUAAAGUAAUUAGUAAAAGUAGCUAGCAAAG